CUGCUGCUCCUGCUGCUGCUGCUCCUGCUGUUGCUGCUACUGCUGCUGGUGCUCCUACUGCUGCUGCUGCUCCUGCUGCUGCUGCUACUGCUGCUGCUGCUGGCACCGCUGCUGCUGCGACUGCUGCUGCUGCGACUGCUGCUGCUGCUGCCACUGCUGCUGCUGCUGCUGCGACUGCUGCCCCCACUGCUACUGCUGCUGCCCUCGCAACUGCUGCUGCGGUCGCGACUGCUGCUGCCGGCGCUGCUGCUGCUGCAGGCAAAAUGCGCGGCCGAUACUGUUAGCUUCGUGAUCUCCCUCUGCCACGGCUCGCAGUAUCCUAUGAAUGCGGCCUGCAUCACAUGGGCAGUGCAAGAGGGACAAGGAGAAAGCUUCAGACGAGCCGAAACAGCCGAGGCUGUGGUGCCCAAGAUUGGGCAGAUGAGGAAGUUCCAAUUGUACCCGCGCUACUGCGGAGCAAGUAUAGAAGACCGGAGGCUCCUGCCUGAUCAGGAAGACUCUGAGGAGCAGGAACAGAAGAGAGGAAAAUGUCAGGGAGGCGUGUGCAGUGAACGUGCUACUCCAAAGCAACCCAAAAACGGCAACGGACCGCCUACUACAACGUACCGCGUAAAGCACAGGGUGACCCAGCGGUUCGAUGCGGCAGUGGGAGCAAAGCAUGAGCGCGUGCGUAUCUGA
Messenger RNA from Rangifer tarandus platyrhynchus (Svalbard reindeer), 678 nucleotides. NCBI's taxonomy places the organism in Eukaryota, Metazoa, Chordata, Mammalia, Artiodactyla, Cervidae. The record is from the annotation of a GenBank genome assembly.